This is a messenger RNA of Lagopus muta (rock ptarmigan), 1518 nucleotides long. Its product is annotated as olfactory receptor 14A16-like. Gene Ontology annotation, molecular function: G protein-coupled receptor activity; olfactory receptor activity. Gene Ontology annotation, cellular component: membrane. Bases 10 to 945 code for a protein of 311 amino acids. The transcript has a single exon. NCBI's taxonomy places the organism in Eukaryota, Metazoa, Chordata, Aves, Galliformes, Phasianidae. The record is from RefSeq and is a predicted model, not a curated record. Gene Ontology annotation, biological process: G protein-coupled receptor signaling pathway.
GAACUGCAGAUGCCCAACAGCAGCUCCAUCAGCCAGUUCCUCCUCCUGGCAUUGGCAGACACGCGGCAGCUGCAGCUCCUGCACUUCUGGCUCUUGCUGGGCAUCUACCUGGCUGCCCUCCUGGGCAACGGCCUCAUCAGCACAGCCGUAGCCUGCCACCACCGCCUGCACACCCCCAUGUACUUCUUCCUCCUCAACCUCGCCCUCCUCGACCUGGGCUGCAUCUCCACCACUCUCCCCAAAGCCAUGGCCAAUGCCCUCUGGGACACCAGGCACAUCUCCUAUGCAGGAUGUGCUGUACAAGUCUUCUUUUUACUACUUUUCUUUGGUGCAGAGUAUUGCAUUCUCACCAUCAUGUCCUAUGACCGCUACGUUGCCAUCUGCAAGCCCCUGCACUACGGGACCUUGAUGGACAGCAGAGCUUGUGCCACCAUGGCAGCAGCUGCCUGGGCCACUGGACUUCUCUAUUCCCUGCUGCACACUGCCAACACAUUUUCACUGCCUCUCUGCCAAGGCAAUACAGUGAAACAGUUCUUCUGUGAAAUCCCCCAGAUCCUCAAGCUCUCCUGCUCAAAAUCCUAUCUCAGGGAAUUUACACUUAUUGCGGUUAGUGCACUUGUGCUUUUUGGGUGUUUUGCUUUCAUUCUUUUCUCUUAUGUGCAGAUCUUCAGGGCUGUGCUGAAGAUGCCCUCUGAGCAGGGAUGGCACAAAGCCUUCUCCACGUGCCUCCCUCACCUGGCUGUGGUCUCCCUGUUUCUCAGCACUGUGGUGUUUGCAUACCUGAAGCCCUUCUCCAUUUCCUCCCCAUUCCUGGAUCUGGCGGUGGCAAUUCUCUACUCAGUGGUUCCUCCAACACUGAACCCUAUUAUUUACAGCAUGAGGAACAAGGAGAUCAAGCAUGCCCUCAACAAAGUGUUUCAGCAUGCAAUAUCCUUGCUUCAAUAAUUUGCACGACUUCCUCACAUCGUUCCCAGUGAUGGAUCUUUAUAUUUUAUGUAUGUAUGUGUCUCGCUCCAAUUUAUAGGAGGGAGAGGAGGUUCUUUUAUUAUCUCUAUACCCAGUGUGAGAUGAAGAAGCAACGGUUCCAAUGUUGGUCCGACCAGUUGAUUACAAAUCUUAAUCAGGGAAAUGGGGAAGGGGAGGAUGGACACUAUUAUGAAUUAGGGUAAUGGGGAAGGGAAGGAGGGCGAUAGAAAAGAUAGAAGAGAAUAAGCAAGGAGUCUUUAUAGGCAGCAAGAGGGACACAGUCACCACCAUGGAUCCAGCAUGGUUCGUAGUUCAGUCUUUGAUCUUCAGUAGUGGUGGGUCGUCGGGCAGAGUUGUUCUACUAACGACCAUGACAACGACCAUGGUGAUGACGGCCCCUUUUCAAUGGUUUCAAAGUGGUUGAGUCAGCUGUCUUUGGAGUGGCAGCUUCUGGCUCUGGGAUCUCAGCAGAAACUCCUUUGUUCUCAUCUUCCGGGCCUUGCCAGCAGAUAAGAGGAAGCAGGGAUGCCCAUCUGCAUCCUGUUUCUCACA